This is a messenger RNA of Somion occarium, 1624 nucleotides long. NCBI's taxonomy places the organism in Eukaryota, Fungi, Basidiomycota, Agaricomycetes, Polyporales, Cerrenaceae. The record is from the annotation of a GenBank genome assembly.
ACUCGUGAGUGAUCCUUGCGCCUACAACCACACCGGCCGGCUUGCAUCGCUCCUUGGCUGUUGUGCCAGGUUGAAAAGGCGUGUUUUGCUUUCAUAUCCAGGCUCCAACUACUAUUGUUUGCUCCGAUUACUCAGCUACUAUAAAAGCUAUUGGACUCGGCUUCUGACCGUCAAAAACUUCAUUGCAUGACCUUAUAACCUGUUUCUGUCUUCUCAUCUGCCACGACCUUUAAUGAACUCUUUGCUUUCGCUUGCUCUCACAACACUUAUUGCUUUGUCCGUCCUGUCUUCUGCAUCAGCGCUGAUGCCCUCUACUCGCCAUGCCCACAUAGGCGUAGCAUUGUCGAUACUUUCGUUUGCGCUGCCGUCUCGUUCAAGUCUACUGGACAAGCGCCUGAACAACCUCGAAACCGGGGUCAACGGUACAACCUUUGUGUGGACUAUCCAGGAUACGUACGCUGGUCCAACCUUCUUUGACCGAUUUGACUUCUACACUGGACCGGACCCUACCAAUGGCCUAGUUAACUAUACCGAUCAUGAUUUUGCGGUCGCCCAAGGUCUUGCAUAUGUCACUCCUGACGACAACAAGGUCGUAAUGAAAGGGGAUAACACAACAUGGCUACCCGACGGCGUGAAUCGCAACAGUGUCCGUCUUUCUAGUAAAACUCAAUACAACACAGGCCUAUUUAUCCUUGACCUUGAUCAGGCGCCUUGGGGAUGUGCUGUUUGGCCCGCGUGGUGGACGUUAGGCAACGGACAGUGGCCAUGGCACGGGGAAAUUGAUAUCAUUGAAGGCGUCCAUGACAAUGAACACAACCAGGUUACUUGGCAUACCGGACCAAAUUGUACGCUAACGCCGACAUCGCAGUUCACGGGCACUAUUGCUUCAAGAACAGACGGGUCGCCAAACCUGAUUUGCGAUGGAACCAAACCCCCAAGCGCUGGCUGUGGGAUCACAGAAUGGAGUCGAGCUUCUUAUGGGCCUACAUUCGAUGCACAAGGUGGCGGUGUCUUUGCAAUGAAGUGGGAUGACGAGGGGAUCGCAGUUUGGAAUUUCUAUCGUGCAGCAGUUCCAAAGGACAUCCAGAGUGGGCAACCAAGCCCAUCCUCCUGGGGUCAGCCUGUCGCUGUUCUGCUUCCAGAUAACUGUAACAUCGCUGAGAACUUCAUCGAUCAUUCUAUCAUCUUCGACAUCACAUUCUGUGGUGAUUGGGCAGGCAAUUCCUACGCGUCUUCAGGCUGCCCAGGAACAUGUCCAGAUCGGCUGAAAGAUCCCUCUAACUUCGAUACUGCUUCCUGGUCCAUCAACUCGAUGAAGGUCUACAGGAAGCAGAUCCUUAAUGGGCGUGUUACUAGCGGGGCAUCAACUCAUACACGACCAAUUUAUGAAAUGAAACUGACAUCAUUGGCGUGGUUGACGACUAUCUUUGCUUUGUGCUUCUCACUCCUCUUCUGAAAGAUUUACUACACCGGGUGUAGAUAAUAUCAUUGUACUUUUGCUUUUGCGGAUGGACUUUAGUAUAUUGAAUUAUAGAUUAUAGAGCUCCCCAUCUUUCAGGUAUACCUUGCAUACGUUGUAUUUGAGGAUUCGAUCCCAAACGUGAUACAUGACUAUCUACAACCC